This is a messenger RNA of Drosophila elegans, 4409 nucleotides long. It is a transcript of the gene mtRNApol, whose product is annotated as DNA-directed RNA polymerase, mitochondrial. Gene Ontology annotation, biological process: mitochondrial transcription. The record is from RefSeq and is a predicted model, not a curated record. The transcript has 8 exons. Bases 158 to 4294 code for a protein of 1378 amino acids. Gene Ontology annotation, molecular function: mitochondrial promoter sequence-specific DNA binding; DNA-directed RNA polymerase activity; protein binding. Lineage: Eukaryota; Metazoa; Arthropoda; Insecta; Diptera; Drosophilidae. Gene Ontology annotation, cellular component: mitochondrial DNA-directed RNA polymerase complex.
AACUGCUUGCGCACCGCCACACGUGAAGAGAAACAAACAACAAAUCGGAAGGGUCAGUGUGUAAUUAUGCAACAAAUUGUGUGUGAAAAAAGCCACAAACUGCAUUAAAUUAAUGACAUUUGCGAAGAUUGUCUGCUCCUAGCUGCAAUCCAUCGAAAUGUAUCGUUUAUUAAGUGCAAAUCGAGCGGCAGCCGUGCAAAAAGCACUUCGCGUGCCGCCCAUAGCCCACCCCACAACAACAACAACAACAGUAUGCUGCGGCUGCGGCGAAAUUGCGCCUUCAAAUUUAGUCCAUUAUCAGCAGUAUUAUCAAAUGCUAUACCGCCAAAAGCCGGCAGUGACAAUCACAUCAGCGGCAGCAGCAACAGCAACAACAAUCACACGCACACAAACAACAAGCACACCAACAACAACACAGGCAGAUGCACUGCCACAAACGAAAAAAAAACGAUUGCGCAAGCCAAGAUAUGCAAAAUAUGUGGAGCUCCUGGAGGUCACCGAACAGGCCAUUAGCGAACGAAAAUCCCGGGUUAAGCGGCUCAAAUCCAAAAAGCUAGCCGAUUUUAUACAGAAAGCCCAACAACAGAUCCUCGAAAGACGUGCCCGGGAGGAUCGCAAGGAUAAGAGGGCCAAAGGCAUAUUGGAUGUGGUCCAACGACAACCGGUUGAGUAUCAGAAAAUCGACAUGGAGGCCUUGGAUGGUUCUGUUCUAGAAUCCGGCAUAUACGACGAUCGGCCAAUGCUCUUCUUCGGCAAGGAUGAGUACACCAAACAGGUGGUCGCCAAUCCCGAGGAAAUGCAAAAUAUCCUUAAGAGUUUCCAUAACUUUCGGGACAUCAUCGAGAGCAUGGGGAACGAUCAUCAUGAAGCGGAUUUUGGGCUGAGUACCCCCAAAGUGCUUACAGAAGAACCUGAAUCCCUAGAUCCUUUUGAAACCAUUGAACCGUACAUCAAUCCCCUGGACAAAAGUAAACCUUCUUCAGUAACUGCUGUGGCUACGCCCAAUGCCAAUGCAUCAGUUAUAGCCAAGUCCAAAAAACGUUUCAAGUCAAAGGUUCAUGUCAACGAGGAGCAAGAGCGUUUGGCCAAACAGCGGGCACUGAACAUUAACCUGAACACUUACCUCAAUGUGUGUGUUUCAGCUAAUAUGUUAAACCGUGCCCUGUCCACAAUAAUUGCCUAUCGAGGCAGAGUUAGAAAGAGUACUUUGCCGCAUAUGUCCGAGGGCCUCAUGACCAUCCACUUGUACAAUAUCCUUUUGCAUGGUUACGCGGGCAAGGGAUCCUUUGAUCGAGUGGAGGAGUUAUUCAAACUCAUCGAGGAGGAUGGUUUGGCGUUCAAUGAGCAAACCUAUGUAGCCGUUUUCGAGUGCUUGGGUCGCUUGGAACCGGACGAACAGAACCAGCAACUUAUAUCCAAAUAUAUCGCUAAAGCGAAGAACGAGGGCUUUAGUUUGAAUCAAAUUAUGGAUCAGUCCAAGUUUGUGGCCGAUCAGCGGGACAUUGCUCUGGAUGCUAUUCGAAGACUACGUCCGGAUUUCAAACCAGUCUAUGUGCCGCCGCAGCUGGGCUACGACAAUGAACUGCUGAAUCAUCUCAACGAGCAUGUCUUACCCAUUGGUGCAGAUGAGAAAGCUGAGAACAAGGACUUGGACUAUGCCAUUAUGAACUCGAAGAGAGGCUAUAGCACAGCUCAGUUGGAGCAGCUUGCUCGGGAGCAGCUUAAAAUAGAGCUAGACGGUAGCAUAACCAUUAAGUCUAUUGAGAAAUCAAAGGAGUUUGCCAAUUCCGAAAAAUGCCGCGAGCGGCUUAAAGAACUGGAGGAAACAUGGCGCAAACAAAUUACCUCAGCCAUCGUGCGAGAUCUCAACACGCUGCGUGCCCAAGUGCGCUUUAAGCCACAUGGCUUCAUGAACUACUACACAUACCUGAAGACCCUCGAUACAUCACACUUUGCAGACAUUCUGAUCAAGGAGCUUUAUAAGCUGGCCGAGGGUUCGGAAACCUUCAGUCCCACAGUGGGUCAGCUGUACAAAGAACUUGGCCAGAAAGUUCAGCAACGAUACAAAAUCGAGCAGAAGAAACACAAUGGCACGCUGGAGAAGAUUGGCGAGAUAUACAGCUCGUACUGUGAGCUAUGGGAUAGCGGAAAGUCACAGGACAACACACGACAGGCUUGGCAGCGUCUGGUGCACGAACAGCGGGAGAGUGGACCCAGCAUGGAUCUGCCAGAGGUGCCGUGGCCCUCGAAUGUCUUGACCGGAGUGGGUCGCUUUCUGUACAACAUUCUGAUGCGGGACAUCAAGAUUGAUGCACAUGUUAUGCGGCUGAAGAGCAAAACCAAAGCGUCUUCUACUCAGACGCAAAACAUGCUGCCCGCCUUCUACACACUCUUUCGAAAUCAGGGACGUUUCGUUAAGGAGGAGGUUAAGCCACAUCCUGUGCUCUCCAGAUUAUUGCGAGCUUCGCGCCAGCAGACUCUUACCUUCGACUCAAAUCUAGUGCCCAUGCUGUGUCCUCCGCAACCGUGGAGUACCCCACACAACGGUGGCUACCUACUCAACAAGUCGGAACUGAUUCGCCUGCCUCACCAAGCCAUCCAGCAGUGGGAUCGCAUUGCCGCCUCGAAUCCACAGCAUCUUUAUCCUGCUCUGGACUCCUUAAAUCAGCUGGCCAGUGUUCCCUGGCGCGUGAAUACGCAACUAUUAGAUGUCAUCAUCGAGGUGUUCCAGAAUGGUGGCGAUGCCAAACUGGAUGUCCCUCAGCCUCCGAGUUCCCUGCCUCCUCUGCCCACGCUCCCAGCUAAGGAUGUGGACGGCAAUGCCGCCUCCAAUGCAGAUCGUGCCAAGCAAUUCCGGGACAAGCUGAGCCAUCGCAGGAAGCAGGCCGAGAUGUACAGCUUGUGGUGUGAUGCUCUCUACAGGUUGUCCCUGGCACAGCAUUACCGCGAUAAAGUCUUUUGGCUGCCACACAACAUGGACUUCCGUGGCCGAGUUUAUCCCGUGCCGCCGCAUCUCAAUCACCUUGGCUCGGACUUGGCUCGUUCGAUGCUCAUUUUCGAUCAGGCACAGCCAUUGGGCGUGGAUGGAUUCAGCUGGCUAAAGCUGCACUGCAUCAAUUUGACGGGUCUAAAGAAAAGGGAUUCGGUGAGGGAACGUCUUCUGUACGCGGAAGAGAUCAUGCCGGAAAUACUCGAUUCUGCGGACAAUCCCCUCACCGGUCGUAUGUGGUGGUCCAAGUCGGAUGAACCCUGGCAAACGCUGGCCUGCUGCAUGGAAAUCGCCAAUGUAUACCGCUCUGCUGAUCCCGCCGCCUAUUUGAGUCGUUUUCCCAUCCAUCAGGAUGGAUCCUGCAAUGGAUUGCAGCAUUAUGCAGCUUUGGGCAGAGAUGAAGCAGGUGCACGUAGUGUUAAUCUAGCACCAUCGGCCAUUCCGCAGGAUGUCUACAGUGCGGUGGCCGUUCUGGUGGAGAGGAGCAGGAAAACCGAUGCCCAGAAUGGACUGCAUGUGGCGGAGGCACUGGCAGGAUUUGUGCGUCGCAAGGUUAUCAAACAGACGGUGAUGACCACAGUUUACGGCGUGACUCGCUAUGGAGCAAGAUUGCAGAUAGCUCGCCAACUGAAGGACAUCGAUGAGUUCCCCAAGGAUUGGGUGUGGCCAGCGUCCACUUAUUUGACCACCAAGACUUUCGAGAGCCUGCGAGAAAUGUUCACAUCCACUAGGGAGAUUCAGGAUUGGUUUACGGAGUGCGCGCGUCUUAUUUCCGGAGUUUGUAGCCAGAAUGUGGAGUGGGUUACACCGCUGGGUUUGCCCGUGGUGCAGCCUUACAAUCGGCAGGAGAUGAAGCACUCGCCUCGCACCGGAUUUAAGGUCUCCUCUAACUUCUCAAUGGACAUGUACGAGCGACCAAACAUCCUCAAGCAAAAGAAUGCCUUCCCGCCGAAUUUUAUCCACUCUCUGGAUUCCUCGCACAUGAUGUUGACUUCGCUGCACUGCGAAAGACAGGGCAUCACCUUUGUCUCCGUUCACGAUUGCUUCUGGACGCAUGCCAAUACUGUGCCCGAGCUGAACAGGAUGUGUCGGGAGCAGUUUGUGGCCCUGCACUCGCAGCCCAUUCUGGAGCAGCUCUCCCAGUUUAUGCAGCACACCUACAGCUUUAAGGAUAACGACUUUACCAACGAUGGCUCUGUGGAGGAUCUGUCCAAGCGCCAGUUGAACCGCACUCUAAAGCAAUUGCCACAAAAAGGAGAUUUCGACCUGCGCAACGUACUCGAUUCUGUGUACUUCUUUAGUUGAAAACCUUAACAUACGACAUUAACAGUGCCUAAUCUUAAUUUAGUCAUUAGUUUUAUUUAAAAUACCUGUUAAAUUUGUUAAACAAUUCGGCUUUUAAUACCAAAAACAAAUGGAG